CCCCUCAGUGAGCAGUAAUCCAGCCUCGGCAGUGUAUUGUGUCGGAGUAAUAUGUCGAGUCGUUUUGUGCUCCUUGUUGUCAUGGCGAAGAACAGGAUAUAGCGCAACAUGCGCAAUAAAAAAAUAACAAAAAGAUGCAAUGAUGCCUCUUAUUGACCUCUCCAUCGUAUUAUUAUUGAACUUCCACCUGACUCGUGUGAUUCUGACGGACAUACCAAACCUGGGACAAGAUAAGCCGAGACGUUUCCUGAACGGAGAUACAAUUCCUAUUCAACUUCAGCAUCCAGCCGAUCAGAACUUUACCGUAUUAUUUCUACAAGAAACCAAAGAUGUUCUAUAUUUGGGAGGCACUGAUUUUGUGCUGAAGAUUGAUGUGGAUAGUAAUUAUGUUAUGGAGACAUUUCAAUUGAAUAAAUCAGCCAAUGAGGUGUGUUCACAGGGACCCUGCAGAAAUGUCAUUACUGUCAUCCAAGAAUUUCAAGAUAGCUUGUUUGUCUGUGGAACCAACGGAUACAAGCCACAGUGUUGGAAGCUGUAUUCCCAGGUGGGCAAUCGGUCAAGUGAAAUAGUAGAGAGCUACGAUGGAACAGGGAUUUCACCAUAUGUUUAUACACAGAACCGGCUCUCCCUGACAGUAGAGGGGGACUUAUACGCAGCGGCCCCUUUGGAAUACGAUGGUAGUUCUCUGCAGUUCAGAAGAAAAGCCGGCAGUAGGACUAACGUAUGGAUGUAUGACAACUGGGUGUCAGAGCCCACCUUUGUUGCCGCAUCCUGGGUGAGGCGGAAAGAAGACCGAGACAAUGAGAAGAUUUACAUUUUUUUCCGGGAAAAGAAUUCGGACAGCAGUCCCGAAGCGGACCCUUGGGUCACGAGGGUAGCCAGAGUUUGCAAGGUGGAUGAAGGCGGCUCAAAGAGAUUCUUCCAGAACACCUGGACGUCUUUCCUGAAGGCUCGGCUGGUGUGUGGCUAUCCAAAGGAGUCGCUCUACUUCAACCACCUCCUAGACGUGUAUGUGUUGCACGCAGACAACUGGCGUGACAGCAGGGUCUAUGCACUCUUCACAAGCAGCUGGAAUUCUACAGCAGUUUGUGUAUAUUCGAUGGCAGAUAUUGAUGACGUAUUUGAGAAGUCGAACUUCAAGGGUUAUGAAGGAGACAUUCCCGUCCCAAGACCAGGAACUUGUGUAAAAAACAGCCGGGGCCUACCGUAUGCAACGUUAAACGUGGUGAAGGACCACUCUGAAAUGAGCAAGUGGCUCCACUCCUCCAUACACCCACUGGCUCCCUUCUACGUCAGCAGCUACAACUACACAAAGCUGGCCGUGGACCGCGUGAGAGCCGCCGACCAGCACACAUACAACGUUCUGCUUCUGGCCACCGACACCGGUAAAAUCCAUAAGUGCUUAGAGCUUGGUUCGGAUACUUUCAUCAUUUCAGAAACCCAUCUCUCCAACCACUCAUCCGUUCAGUCAAUGAUACUUUCCUCCAAGAAGAAAAAGCUGAUAGUAAGUUUUGCAGAGGAGGUCUUUAUCCUUGACCUCCCACAGUGUCACCACUACAACAGCUCCUGUGCAGAGUGUGUCCUCUCCAGGGACCCCUACUGCGCUUGGAAUCAGAAUGGAUGCACAUCAACCAUCAUGGGGGGUAAUCAAAAUAAGCAAACAACGGGUGUUUGUACAGCAGCGUUUGAUGAGCCAAACACCCUCGACGAGAACAGACAGGAAACGGUGCGCGCCACCCAAGCAGUCUCCAGGGCGGCCCACGUGGUCCCGCUGGGCGUUCCCUUCUACCUGUCCUGCCCAAUAGACUCGUACCACGCCACCUACGUGUGGAAGCACGUAGGUGGCGACACCAGCUCCUGUCAGCAGAUGGGGUCCCAAUGCCUGCACCUCAUCCCGGCCCUGAAGUCCAGCAGCUACGGCCGCUACCAGUGCUUCUCCCAGGAGCGAGGCCACACCAGACUGGUGGCAGAAUACCUGCUCACCAUGCCACCCGCGCCGGACCCCAGAAACCACAGUGAACGCAUUCCUGUGUGGCGUGUCGAUUGGGUCGUCCUGAUUUCAGCCACUGCGGUGGUUGUUGCAUGGCUUGGCGAUUAGGAGGUGCCCCAGAAUAGCAACGCAAUCGCUUGGUUGGAUCGCUUCACUUCUAACAAGCCGUGCACACUCAUUAGAGGUGGCUGUCUGGGAAUGCGGGAUCAAGCUGUUUAGUGUCUUGCCACACACUUUAAGGUCACAGAGAGAGAGAGAGAGAGAGAGAGAGAGAACUAACUGCUUUUGUUCUUCACAAGCACUUUACAUUGUUGUUAUUAAUAGAGAAAUAUCAAAGAGUGUGUGUGGUGCGUGCGUGUAUGCAAUAAUAUGAGAAUAACUUAUUUACUUGGUCGUCUCUUGGAAACAAGGUUAAAAAAGGGCUUCCCAAGAUCUUUUUUUCUUUAUAACAUUCUCAGGCAAGUCAUUCCAGAGCUGGAUGAAUUUUCAACAAAAAUGGACAACAUGCUUUUUGUAUGACCAUUUUUGAAUUCCCAAUUGGCUGAUUGUGUUUUCCCUGCUACUCUUUAAUCUUAAAAGCCCACUGCCUAUGAUACAAUCUUUGUGGUCCGUUGAGGUUGAGAACAGGAUUCAGAUCUUUGACUUAAUUGGCUUUCAACCCAGCCCUGUCUGUAUUUUUCACAGAAUAGUAAAUACCAGUUAAUGAAAACAUCCAAACAUUCAUUCUCGUUCUAAAUUUUAACUCUGAACAUGCUUUAAAAUGAAUUCAUCAUUUAUCUGUAAAUUAUACUAUAUUUCGUUUAUUAUAUUUUAGUUUAUUUAUUAGCAAACGAUGAGAAUCAAACAGCUUUAUGUGGGUAGCCUACUCCAACCUCAUUGCUGAUCGUUAUGUUACCCUUUAUUCGUAUAUAAAUUAUUGAUUGCAUUUUUAGUAAAUAGUUGGAAGGAAUCUGUUUCUUAAGCAAUAACAUUGAACUGUAUUUUUUUCUAGGCCUUCAUAGAUUUACUAUGUUGUUGGUGUUAUAGGCCUAUGUUGUAUGGAGCAAUCUUUCAUAUUUAUGAAGUUAACUUACACUUCCAUGCAGGGUUAUGAUUCCAUCUUUGUGGGGGUCUCUUGAAGUUGUUGAGGGGGGUGGGGGGGAGAAGACCUAACCCUAACCCUAACCCUUAUUGACUCUAGAGCCCCAAAACUUGUUCGAUAUAGGCAUGGCCUGUAUAUGGUCUUACUACACCCUUUAGUUUUGAAAAAUAUAUGUCUUCUUAUUUUUGAGGAUUUUUUAUUUAGCAACAAUUUCAAUAGCGUCACCAUUGUUUACUCUAGAGCUAAGUUGUUCCAUAUAGGCACGGCCUCUAUAUGGAACUCACACACUCAUGCACACUCCAACAAUGCUCCCCAAAGCUAAUCCCCCCCCCCCCCUACUUUCUAUUUGUAUUUUGACCGGAGGAGCAUCUCAGCCAAUUAAGCUUCUUGCUUUGACCGUUGCUGCGCAUCGUGCGUGUCGCCGCCAUGUUCGAUAAGGUCAAGGCUGGCCUGUAAAUAAAUACAAGACAGCAAUACAGCAUAUUCAUUCAUCGACCGAAUUCAUGAGUUGUUUCAUUAUUCAUAAGAAAUUUUAUUCUAUAUAUCAGAUAUAUAUAUUUUAAAUACAAAACUUUAGGAAGUACCUAUUAAACAAACUGUAGUAUUAGUUGUAAUACAGGGUUGGAACGUUCUGUAUGUAACCUAGGUAACGAGUAGCGGAAACCAUUAAAGGAACAGAGUUCAUAUCAUGCAGUCACUUCUCUACGAGUCUCCUUGAUAUUUUAAUAUAUGUUGCAAGGCCAACUGAACAUGUUGUCAGAAGUUAAGAUAGUAAGCUGCAAAGUGGUAGUGUAGAGUCAACUGCUUGGUACACAAGUAUAGAUGCAUUGUUUGAGUGAGCAUUCGCCGAGUUUGGUUAGACAAGCCAGUCAGUGAGUUAGCGUUAGUAUCUUAACGGCGGGAGCAACGAUGGCUCAGUACCAAGUUAAGCCUCCGGAUCCGUUUUCGUUCUAUUGCAUAUUCUCGAAGAAAGUUGUCCAAUCCCGGGUUGCUUUACUUUAACUCACUUUAUUUAUUAUAAAGUCGUCGGCAUGUUUCGGCAUGGUAAGUGAAGCUAUACGGAGGGAAUUCUAGGAAUCAUGUAGAACACGUGUGAGAGAUAAUAACUCUGGCUACUAUGGGCCACGGGCAGAGGCCCGUGACCCUUCGCGGGUGUCGCUGAAAAUCUCUGGCGAUCCCCACCUCGUGUCCUCAGGUAGAGACCGCCAAGUGGGCGUGGCCUAGUGGGCGUGGCCGGGGUGCAGUAAUGGCUUCGGCUUCUUCAUAUAUUUAAAAGGCGCUGCCAUCUGUGGCUGGAGCAGCCUCUAAUAAGGUCUUGCUCCCCUUGUGGCUAUUUAUAGUAUUUACGGCUUAUAUGUUUGGUCCUGCUUCAUUUUGGUCUAUGUGUGGGUAGCUUAGAUUCUUAAAAUACGUAACAAUCCCUCCUUGGUCAUCUUAGAUGACCAUACAAUAAUAUUUUAAAUCAUAAACACCAUUUACCACACCGAAAACAUAGUCAAAUUAGGAUCAAUCAUCAACACCAUCAACCGUGUGGAAAACUCGAAUAGAGGAAAAAACCACAACGCGCUCAUAAUACUGAGACGGCAUUCACCUUGUGGGUCUCAUUGGGAAUACAGGUCAUUAUUUAACAAUACAACAAUGAACAUAAAUCUUCUUAUCAAACAAUCACAUGGCCAAACAGCACACAAACAAAACUAUUCAUAGAAAUCCUGAGCUAAUACUUUUGGUCAUGUGCUACAAGGUCAUACAAUUUUCAUCAUGUGCAAAAGUAAAGUAAAAAUUGGUAGUCAUAAUACAAUUUUAAAAAAUGCAAGAUUAUUGAUAGCCUAGCAUGGAUUCGGGUGGUUCAGGUGAUCUUCGUGGAUUGGUUCGCACGUGGGUGGUUUUGGGCGUUGUUAUUAUCGUAGCCAUUGUUUCUUCUGUCGCCGUCGGGCCUGUAAUUCAUGAACCCAAGACUCGUCCCUCCUUGUCAAGGGCUCAACUCAGAGAGGUUACUCCUACACAGGGCCGUGUCUAACGAAUGGGCUGACCGGGCUGUAGCCCCAGGCCUCGCCGCUAGGGGGGCCUCCGGUCGCUGAAGGUCAAAUUACAAAAAUCCAUAAAAAAAAAUAAUAAUAAAAAUAAAAAGAG
Gadus chalcogrammus (walleye pollock) is the source of this 5201-nucleotide messenger RNA. It is a transcript of the gene sema7a, whose product is annotated as semaphorin 7A. Gene Ontology annotation, molecular function: integrin binding; semaphorin receptor binding; chemorepellent activity. NCBI's taxonomy places the organism in Eukaryota, Metazoa, Chordata, Actinopteri, Gadiformes, Gadidae. The coding region runs from base 140 to 2098 and encodes 652 amino acids. The record is from RefSeq and is a predicted model, not a curated record. The transcript is spliced from 14 exons. Gene Ontology annotation, biological process: positive regulation of ERK1 and ERK2 cascade; positive regulation of cell migration; axon guidance.